Molecule: messenger RNA, 588 nt
Organism: Zeugodacus cucurbitae (melon fly)
Lineage: Eukaryota; Metazoa; Arthropoda; Insecta; Diptera; Tephritidae
Exons: 1
Coding region: 95-508 (137 amino acids)
Source: RefSeq, a predicted model, not a curated record
ACUCAGAGACAACUCAGUUCUUUUCCAUAUUUCAAAGCUAUUCAAAUAAAGAAGAUUCGAAAACUUCACUGCAUAUAUAUUUCGAAAAACAAAAAUGGCCAGUUCGAAAUCUAUUUUAGUCAUUGCCUUUUGCGGACUAUUCGCAUUAGCCAUGGCACAUCCAUUAUUGGAGGAGUCAGCGCUGGGUGAUCAAGAUGCCACCGUUUAUCUUGUAGAUGACCAGAACUGGAUUGAAGGAGAUCCUUCAGAGCUGCUCGUACGUCAUGUGCGUUCACCUUCUUCUUCUGAGGAUUCUUCAAAGGAAAAUAAAGGCAGAGGCAGAUUUGAACUAAAAUACGAGGAGACGGAGAGAGGACGUGAGGGAAGUUUCAAGUACAAUCACAAUUUGCUAAAAAGCGACGACGACAGUUAUAGUAUCGACGCCUAUGCACAGGGCAGACGCAAUUAUGAUUGGAAUCAAAACGAUUUCCAGGGUGGACUGGAAGGACGUUGGAAUUUUAAGGGUUAAUGAAAUAAAAGAAAGUUAAUUAUAAACUUAUAAAUAUGUAAAUGAAAAUAAUUCGCUUCGCAUGAAAUUAAAAUAAAUUU